Messenger RNA from Capsella rubella, 228 nucleotides. RefSeq names its product putative defensin-like protein 88. The record is from RefSeq and is a predicted model, not a curated record. The transcript has 2 exons. NCBI's taxonomy places the organism in Eukaryota, Viridiplantae, Streptophyta, Magnoliopsida, Brassicales, Brassicaceae. The coding region runs from base 1 to 228 and encodes 75 amino acids.
AUGGUCACGAAGAAGUUUUCAUAUUUUCUAUUACCUUUAUUGAUGGUGUUUGCUUUCAUCCUUCCAUCAAUAAUUUCAGUUGAAGUGAUACCAUGUAUAGAAGAAAUAAGAUGUUCAAACGAUAAGACAUGCAACGAAGUUUGCAUAACUAAAGGAUUCAGAUUUGGAGGUUACUGUCAAAAAUAUGUUGGCAAAAAGACUGGUUAUUGUUGUUGUCAUCCUAAUUAG